This is a messenger RNA of Aethina tumida (small hive beetle), 1140 nucleotides long. Its product is annotated as cystinosin homolog. Gene Ontology annotation, molecular function: L-cystine transmembrane transporter activity. Lineage: Eukaryota; Metazoa; Arthropoda; Insecta; Coleoptera; Nitidulidae. Gene Ontology annotation, cellular component: vacuolar membrane. Gene Ontology annotation, biological process: L-cystine transport. The record is from RefSeq and is a predicted model, not a curated record. The coding region runs from base 59 to 1042 and encodes 327 amino acids. The transcript has 5 exons.
UCGCGAUGGUUUAGAAAAUGACACUGCACAUAUAGAAGCACAUUGGAACGAGAAUACCAUGAAGGUAUAUCCGAAAUAUUUGGAUGUUCAAAGGUCUGCUGCACCUAAUGUGACUUUUACAUUUUUUAUUCAAGGCACAAAAACUGGAAUCGAAACAAUCAAUUUUACCUCAACAAACAACUCAUUAGGAUUUACUGAAGUUGUCGUCAAAGUGGUAAAUUCAAUUUAUUUAGAGGACAUAAUUUUUUUGUUAAAAGUGCUUUCUUACAUCAUUAUAUCCUUGUCUAUGUAUCCACAACUUUACACCAUAAAAGAUAUCGACAGGUUGAGCAUUUAUGAGAUUAGUGGGAUGAGUAAUGAUUUUGUGUAUCUUAAUUUAUUAGCCAGGGCUCUAAUGUUGUUCAAUACCCUACAAAUGUCUUGUUUGUCUAUGGAGGAAUAUCGCACGAGAUACCCAAAGGGACUCAUACCAAUAACUGGCGUUGACAAUGCAUUUGCAUUUCAUGGAUUUAUUGUGGCAUCUAUUUUGUGUCUACAGUCCAACAGAUACCCCGGUGCGGACAAGAAACUAUCUACUACUGCGAAAGUCAUUGUCAUAUUUUGCAUAAUUGUGCCAAACAUAGCGUAUUUUUUGGAGAUGCUGGGCUUCAUACAAUGGUUGGAUGUCAUUUAUGUGCACAGAUUUGAAGAGUGGUUACUUCUUUUUCUCAGAUAUUUGCCUCAGGUGCGACACAACUUCCGAAGGAAGUGUACUUUGGGCUGGAAUAUUUGGGGACCACUUGUAGAACUACUUGGACUUGGGAUAUCAGGAGUUUCAGUACUUUUACAAAUUAUCAACUUAGGAUGGAUCGUCACACCUCUGGAAAAUACAUUCGUGGAAUUAAUAAUUAUUGUUUUCGCAAUAUUAUAUAUUAUAAUUUUCAUAGUCCAACAUUUUAUUUAUUAUUAUGAACCAGAAAUUGACACAACCAGUAACAAAAGGAAUAGUUUUGAUUCAUGUGAAUGCGAACAGGACAAAACAUUGUAUUAUUUUGCAUAUUAACUGAAUAUAUUUUAACAAUAAUUUUAUAAUUAUGAAUUAAUAUUUUACGAAUAUGUUUACUAACUUAUUAUAAUAAUACAAAUAAAAAUCUGUCUAAU